Messenger RNA from Rangifer tarandus platyrhynchus (Svalbard reindeer), 318 nucleotides. The record is from the annotation of a GenBank genome assembly. Lineage: Eukaryota; Metazoa; Chordata; Mammalia; Artiodactyla; Cervidae.
AUGCAUCCAGGUGUGAUUACUGUGGCUGGAUUCACUGCUAGUUUGAGGAGAGAAUAUGGGGAGAACGUGGGGCACUCCACACUCUCUUCAUGCAUCCAGAGAUUGUGUGAGCCCCUGAAAUGUGUGUGUUCAGGGCAGCUUGGAUGUGACCAUCGCUCAGUCGUGUCCAACUCUUUGCAACCCCAUAACUGUACAGUCCAUGGGAUUCUCCAGGCCAGAAUCCUGGAGUGGGUAGCCUCUCCCUUCUCCAGGGGAUCUUCCCAACCCAGGGACCGGACCCAGGUCUCCCAUAUUGCAGGCAAAUUCUUUACCAGCUGA